AUGUCCGGACCCGGAGCUGGUUAUGAAUUUCCCGCCCAGGAAGUCUCCUGGCUCAAGCGGGAUGUGUUGCUCUUUGCCAACAGCAUCGGGGCGACCGCCGACGAACUGCACUUUCUCUACGAGCUGCAUCCCAAUUUUGCCGUCUUUCCAACUUAUCCGAUUAUCUUGUCAUUCAAGCUCACAGACUCCGAGGUGACUGACUUCUAUGCUCGUCAAAAAGCCAACCCGGUUCCUGGUGUCCCCAAAUUCGAUCCUAGACGGUCGGUUGACGGCCAGCGGAAAUUGACCGUUCUCAAGCCCCUGCCCCCGAGCAGUGCUGGCAAGCAGUUUGAAUUGCGCAACAAGGUCAUCGGUGUCUAUGACAAGGGCAAGGCUGGUUCAGUGAUGGAGACAGAACAAACCAUCGUGGACAAAUCAACGGGGGAGAUCUACACCAAGAUAGUGAGCAGUGGGUUCUUUGUCGGCCAGGGUAACUGGGGUGGUCCCAAAGGUCCUAGCACUCCCAACUAUCCUCCCCCAGAAAGCCGUAAACCUGAUGCCACACAUGAAGUGCAAACCACAGCGGAAACUCCUCUUCUGUAUCGUCUGAACGGCGACUAUAACCCUCUUCAUGCUACACCCGAGCCAGGACAGCAGAUGGGCUUCGGAGGCACCAUCAUCCACGGUCUCUUCAGCUGGAACAGUGCUGCUCACGCCAUUCUCAAGGCGUUUGGCGGCAGCGACCCCAACAACUUUCGCGAAUUCCAGGCACGCUUUGCAUCUCCGGUGAGGCCAGGUGACCGUCUCACCACGGAAAUGUGGAGGGUCGGCGAUGCCACGGAUGGGUUCGAAGAGAUCCGAUUUGUGACCAAGAAUGACAAGGGGAAGGUCGUCCUGAGCAACGGUCGGGCUCUGAUUAAAGUAGCCAAGUCAGGCUCGAAAUUGUAA
Messenger RNA from Aspergillus fischeri NRRL 181, 927 nucleotides. RefSeq names its product putative peroxisomal dehydratase. Lineage: Eukaryota; Fungi; Ascomycota; Eurotiomycetes; Eurotiales; Aspergillaceae. The record is from RefSeq and is a predicted model, not a curated record. The transcript is spliced from 5 exons. Gene Ontology annotation, cellular component: peroxisome. The coding region runs from base 1 to 927 and encodes 308 amino acids.